AUGAGCCUCAGGCCCGCGUCGCCGUCCCAUGAGCAGCUGAUGAAGCGCAAACAAGAGCGUAAUCGCAAGAGUUUGAUUAUAGCGCUCAACACAUAUGCCAAGCAAAAUAAUAUGCAGAUUAAUGAUUUUGAGUUUGUGGAAGAGAAAGAAAGGAAUCUGGUUUCUGGAAUGCUUGGAGGAUAUGUGCAUUCCAACUUUGUGGUGAAAGGUGUAGAUGGCAGACCAACUUUGUUCUUUGCUGAGAUGGAGCAUGACUGCUUCCAGGAAGAACAUGUUGUUCUCUGCACUCCGUUGGAAGACAAGGACUCUGGUUGUUGUUUCGGGUGCAAUAAGCGAGCAAGAAAGCUCAGGCACCCCACAUGCGGUGGCUACUUGGGUGGACUCGAGGAUGUGCCGUUUCCUUACGUGGAGGAGGAUAGUGAUGAUGAGUGCUUUCUUGAAUGA
Triticum turgidum subsp. durum (durum wheat) is the source of this 444-nucleotide messenger RNA. Lineage: Eukaryota; Viridiplantae; Streptophyta; Magnoliopsida; Poales; Poaceae. The record is from the annotation of a GenBank genome assembly.